This is a messenger RNA of Trichoderma citrinoviride, 2073 nucleotides long. RefSeq names its product chaps-domain-containing protein. Lineage: Eukaryota; Fungi; Ascomycota; Sordariomycetes; Hypocreales; Hypocreaceae. The coding region runs from base 1 to 2073 and encodes 690 amino acids. Gene Ontology annotation, cellular component: exomer complex. The transcript has 6 exons. The record is from RefSeq and is a predicted model, not a curated record. Gene Ontology annotation, biological process: Golgi to plasma membrane transport. Gene Ontology annotation, molecular function: protein binding.
AUGGUUGCGCCGGCAGUGCCUGAGUUAACCGAGGACAUCCUCCACGAGUCGAUCGAUGCCAGGACAGAAUCGCUUGCGACGCUGCGAGAGCUGGGUCCGCCGGAUCUGGUCCAUCUCGUGAAGCAGGCAGUGCGCAAUCCGGGAAAGCAGACCGGCGUCUACCAUCAUGUCACGGGUGUCGAUGCGUCGUCUUCGGCAAGUCUUGCGGCUUAUAUCAACACUCUGACGUACAGAGACCAUGACCCAAACACAACCACCAGGAUCGUCGAGGGUGUGUACUGCUGCUACAAUGCUUUCUCGCGCCUGGACAUGCGCGUGCAUGUGUCUAUCCCUGGCACCGUCGAGAGCUAUUGCGUUGAUGAGCGAGGCGAAAAGCGAAAGGCAUCAGACGACCUGUGGCUGGAGACUUAUCUCUGCAGCGUUCUGAGAGCGUAUUCCUACGCCGACGACGGUAGCGGAGACAGCAUUCGCAAGAUUGUCGGCGUCCGAAGAUUCAAUCCUGUCACCAACACAGAGACUGAGCAUCGUUUCCUUAAUGCGGCCGAGCAGCUCUUCUUCCGAGGCAAGGAGAUGGAACGAAUCAUAGACCCUGUCCCGACGAAUGUGUCGAAUCAUCUCACCACCGGACUGCUCAAGUACCUCGAGACUACCGGCCGAUACACAUCCGGCAUCAACCUCUUCGAGAAGCUCCGAACUCAGAGCGUCGAGGUCGCCUCACUGCUUGCAAAGGUACUGUUCAUGGGUAAUGAAGAAGUGUCGGGAGUCAAGGUUCUGUACCAAUCGCUUCAGCAAACUCCCAUGGACUACGUCAUGCUCGACACGCAGGCAGAUUUUUUGAUGAAGAAGGCGCUCAAGGCCGACACGCUGGAAUUGAAGGAGGAGAGGCUCAAGAUGGCCCUCGGGUGCGCAGACCGCAGUACUAUCGCUGCGCCAAGCGAGUUCAGCACUUGGGCCAGACUCGCCCAGGUCUACGUUGCCAUGGAGGAUUGGGAGAAUGCUCUGACGAUACUCAACUCAUGCCCCAUGUUCACCUACCAGGACAAGGACUCUCCCCUGAUGCCAGAGCCGAGAGACGUCCAUCUGCCUACGCUGCCCGAGACGCGCCUCGACGAGAUUGACAGCGAGCCUGAGUCUAGGUAUGCUGAACAGGUCGAUCCGAGUCUGCUGAAUCUGAGGGCAGCGUCUUACCGCGGCACAUUCAAAAAGGCGUACAGCAUAUUGACGGAAAUGACGGCCAAGAUUGGUUGGGAUCAGCUUCUCAAGAUUCGCAGCAAUGUCUUUGUCAUGGAAGACGAGUACCGUACCGAGAAGCAAGAGGCUACCCAGGCUGCUCAGCCGAUGCGGAGUCCGAGCAUGGAUGGCCUUCGGGGCACGCCCGACCCGACUACGAACGGGGACGAGGGUUCAGAAGAUGGCGAGAAGCCCGCCGAAGCAGUCGCAUCAACACUGGCCCCUAACGGAGAGAACAGCGGAGUCGAGAAGCCUUCCAGCACUGCGGACCCCGACGAAGUCAAGGCCGAUGCUGAAAAUGGCACCAAUGCUGACGACCAUCUCUCCAAACUAAACACUAAGCGAUUGUGCGAGCGUUGGCUCGACAGCUUGUUCAUGGUUCUUUACGAGGAUCUGCGCGUCUACACGAUUUGGCGCACGCAGAUGGCUCAGUAUCGAGCCCAGCAAAUCCAGUACAAGAAGUCGGCUGAGGAGUGGGAAAUUCUCGGCUCGCUCGCGGAGCGUCUGCAGCACUUUGACGAGGCCGCCGAGGCAUACCGGGCGUGUCUGUCUUUGCGCUUCAGCCCCAAGGCCCUGGCAGGCGUGCUGCGCGUCUUCGAGAAGACCAAGAGCACCAGGGAGACGGUGGCGGCGGUGAUCCGGCUGGUUACUUGGCAGUACAGGUGGUACAGCGAGUUCAGCCCAGAGCUGCUUCACACAAUCCGGACCCUAAUCGAGGAUGAGGGCGCCGUCAAAGUCAGGAGCAUCAUCCAAGCAACGAGCCUCCCACAGAACGUGCUCGAUCUGACGCACCACUACGCCGCUUUAUGCGCAACAUUCCGCAGCAGCGGCACCGACGGCUAA